Messenger RNA from Nematocida parisii ERTm1, 1535 nucleotides. RefSeq lists its product as uncharacterized. The transcript has a single exon. Lineage: Eukaryota; Fungi; Microsporidia. Bases 1 to 1383 code for a protein of 460 amino acids. The record is from RefSeq and is a predicted model, not a curated record.
AUGGUCAAUAGUAGAAUAAGUAGCAGCGGGUACUGCUCUAUGCUAGAACAAGAAGCACCGAACGAAAGCAGUUUUUCUUCUAUGAAGAUUUAUAAUUUUAUAGACCGGUGCAUUACCAAUAUAACAGCUCAGAAGACCAGGUGUUUAGAGGGAAAAUACAUUAAAACUAAGUUAGAAAAUGAAAAAAUACGAAAUAGGCUUAAUAAAAUAAAGAAUAAGAUAACACACCUUGCAGAAAGUGAAAAUCGGCAUAAAAAUAGUCUUGUUGGUAUAGAAGGCAAAUACUACACGCAUUUAUAUACUUUACUUCCAGAGUUUCUAAGAAUUUAUCCAUCACCGAGUAUAGAAGAGCCUAUUCAAGAAUAUAUAUUGAACAUAGUAAGAAGAAUACUUGAGGAGUACAUAGAAUCAAAAGACUUUACAAAUGAUUCAGAAAUGUAUGUAAAAUACAUCCUAGACAGCACAGAUGCGACCGAUGAAUUCAAUCGCUUAUAUUACAUAAUACAUGAUUUUCUUCUAACUAAUGAAAUAGACAGCUUUAUGGAAAGAUUUAAUACAUGGUAUUCGUACAUGCUUGAAUAUAACUUAAUGAAUCAUCCUAGGUAUAUUAAAUAUGUCAGCCAAAUAUUAAAUGAAAGAGCCUUUUUAAAUGAUACAUCAUUCGCCUCGUUAAAAGUAGACUUGAAUGCAUUUAUGACUAGGCUAAAUUUAGAAAACCCAUUAUUGUAUAAUGAAGUGCAUCUGCAAAAUCCAGAUACUCUGUUUAAUUUAAAUGGAAAUGGGGAGUCUGUCAUAGAUACUGCUAUAGAAACAGUCAUGAAGUACAGAUACAUUCUUAGAACAUACUUUGAAAACUCAAAGUAUAACAAAUCGCAUAGACUAACAAAUGAAGAAAUUAAGAACAUAGCUAUUGUAGCUGAUUACCUCACUGCAAUUAGAUCGUGCAUAAAAGAUGUUCACACAAAUAUUGACCCAAAUUAUUUAUUUAUUGAUGCACAGUAUUUAACCCAAAAGAAAAUUUACAGUUCCUUUGUGGUGGAAGAACCCACCAAUCCAAGAUCAAUUCUAUACUCAGCAUGCGUGGACAACAACGAACUGAUGAAUUAUGUUAUGGAUGCCUCUAUUUUAGAAAAGACCAAGUAUGUUGAAAGACGCGGAGAUAAUUUGGAAAGACUUAUGUUUAAAUUGAAUAUUAGCUCAAUAGAUGAAAACGAAUGUUUUAGGAACUCCGAAUGCUCACCCAGCCGCGCCUAUUCUAGAUGCCCGAAUAGAAGGAUUAUAUCAUGCACUAUGGCAGAAAAAUUAUGCAUUUUAUCGAUUAUUUUACUAAUAGUGUUGCUAGUAUUAGUGUCUUUUUUUGGUAUAAGAAAGGUUAUUGCUUAAUGCUAGCACUUUCUAUUCUAAUUUUGAACUGGUUGGUACUGUAGCGGUUUGACACAUUAUUUAACUUAAGAAUAUUCUACCGGGAUUAGAUAAAAUAAAAUUGGAUUCUUCCAAUGGUUAUGCUAAAUUUCUAUUUAAUAAUCAAAUAAAAG